GGAGACAUGCAGAAGGGAAAGCAACAUGCCAGGAAUGAAGAGGUUAGGUUUACGUGUAUUUGCUUUCUGUUGCAGGGAUUUAAUAUCUGUUGUCCUUCUUAGAAAGGGUCCGUAUUAAAGAAGCUAUGUGAAUAGCAAAUUACACGAGAAAUUUGUCGGAAAUCAAGGCUUUUUUAAUACCAUGGACUGGUGGGGCAUUUUCCCCACUGGGCCCCUUUGUCUGCCCCACCACUGAAGAAAAAAUAUGGCCUAUUGCCCCAAAGUCAGGGCCCUAGGACCUGUAUUGAGUAAAUGAGUUUAACACUGAAAAUAAUUUUAUGUUGAGUUUGAAUGUUUAGCAUGCAAUUUAUUACAAAUUUCACCGUUAAAACUUCGUUUUGAGAAGCUGAGAUUUUUUUUAAAUGUGUUUUCAGAAUGUAGGAAAUGCUAUUUCAGAGACCCAAAUUUUAAAAAUUUCCUGGUAGGGGCAUGCCCCCAGACCGCCUAGCUAACUCGUGCCUGCGGUACUCGGCUCACACCUGCGAUCGCAUACCAUCUUGGAGGGAGGGCAAGGAAAAUGGGCCCUUUGGCAGUUUUGCCCCACCACUGAAGAAUCCUUAAAAAAUGCACUGUCGGAAAUUGUCCGUAUUAAAAAGACGUUAGAGAGUAUUAGAGUUGGGGAGUAUUAGAGUAAGAAGGUUAAGGAGUAUUAGAGUUGUCCGAAUUAAAAAGGCGUCUGUGUUGGAGAGUUGUCCGUCUAUAUAUUAAGCCAUCUAAUCGCAUCAACUUGGUGAUGUUGAAUCCCCAAACUAAAUUACGGGAAACACUCCGUAUUUUGCCAAAUACAAAACAAUAAAGAGUUUAAGAUCUAUGAUGCGGCAAGUCAACGACGCACCUUCAAAACAACGAAAUUCUGCAGCACAAGAUAUAUGAAUAAUUUGUGGUCCCAUGGGGCAUGGGUGUAUCCUCAAUAGCUGUAUGAAAACGACUGCUGACGCCACACUAUUCCUGUUCAUCAAUUUAUGGCGAAAUUUCCAGUUCAGAUGCCAGAAUCGUACACGGCUAGUCGUAUGGUGUAGAUAUGCCUUAAAAAGGAGAAGGAGCAAUUCAAGGGAGUUAUUAGAAAGGGAGGGCUAAAAAUAAAGAAUUUACCCCUCUGAAUUUACCCGAAAGCUAUCCAACUUUAAUGUCAGUCAGUCCAGUUUUAUAUUGAGGUCACUAGCCCAGCCUAAUCGCGGGCUAAGGGUUAAUUCCAAGAAAAUUAAAACGAACGCAAACUUUCUCUUUGGCAGUACAGUAUUUGUGGUAAGAUUUUAUGCGAUCAUUUCGUUGGAAAGAAGACACAAAUAUGUUAUCUUGAAUUGUGAAGUAAGAAAGAUUUAAUUGAAAUGGCAAGUGCUUCAUCAGAAAGUGUUCCUGUUGAUGAAAUCAACGAACUACUCACAUGUUGCAUGUGUUUGGAAACCCUACAAGAACCACGAAGCUUGGCUUGCUUUCAUAAUUUUUGUAAAGUUUGUUUAGGUGAGUAAUAUUUUCUUUGUUUAAAAGGUAUACUUGACACAUGCUUUGCGUGGAUACUUUACAGUUUAAUAAAUAAAAUACCCGAGUAAUGCAAGUUUUAUUUUUGCGCAAUGAAUGCCUCCCUGCAUGGUGCAUUAAUUGCGCGGAAGUGAAGGGCAGUAUUGUAUGCAUAGCCAGGCCGUCACUUACAAUACUAAAUUCUGUUUUUGUGUAAUAAUCUUCCUCUCAACAGAAAGUAGACGAAAUAAAUGCAUUAAUUCGUGAAAAAUACGCAGAAUUUGUAGGAUUUCGUUAAAAAUGCGCGGACAGAAGUCACAAAUGAAAUAUUUGUGCUGGGAACGCCUUAUAUAUGUUGUAAACCAGCAUGCCAUAUGAUAUGGGCUUUUGAUGUACUAUUUAAAAAACGAGCAGGAGUGUUUUAUUAGGCUUAAAGCCACGAGCGCGCAGCGCGAGUGGCUUUAGACCUAAUAUUAAAACACGACCUGCGAGUUUUUUAAAUGGCUUCAAAAACGUUUGCAUAAUAAUUAAGUCAAAUCUUUAUAUAAAAAUCUUUAUAUAAAAAUCUUUAUAUAAAAAUCUUUAUAUAAAAAUCUUUAAUAGUUUGCAUAACAAUGGUCUUUUGUUAAAGUGUUCUUUAGCUGGUAUAAAGACGUAUGCACGUGACUAAUUUCUUACUCAAGAUUGGAUAAUUGCUUCAUGAAUUAUUAAUGAGUUUUUUGAAGUAUUGUUCAAAAACUCAUUAAUAAUUCAUGAAUCAAUUAUCCAAUCUUGAGCAAGAAAUUAGUCACGUGCAUACGUCUUUAUACCAGCUAAAGAACACUUUAACAAAAGACCAUUGUUAUGCAAACUAUAUAAAGAUUUUUAUAUAAAGAUUUUUAUAUAAAGAUUUUUAUAUAAAGAUUUUUAUACAAAGAUUUGACUUAUUAUGCAAACGUUUUUGAAGCCAUUUAAAAAACUCACAGGUCGUGUUUUAUUAGUUCUAAAGCCACUCGCGCUGCGCUCGUACUCGUUUUAUAAAUAGUACUUAAAAGUUCUUUCAAAUGAGAAAAGAAUUUUUUUUGCCAUUUCCCUAAGUGGACAAACAAAAGCGGGAUGCUUGAAUAAACCUUUCCAGUAAUUACGCCACAACUAUACUGUUUUCAACUUAGAACCGCCUUAAGCGGAAUGGAUUUUAAUUUCUUUUCUCACGGGCUGUGGUCAGAGGCGCAGAACGUCCCUCUUCAACACAUGCAUAAAAAAGGAUUUUGACCAAUAAAUGUGGAAAUAAGCUUAAACACGAAAACAAGUCGUGUUUAAGCUGAUUUCCACACUUGUUGGUCAAAAUCCAGAAUUCGUUUUUACAAUUCCAAUAAUCUUCUUUUUGCUGCUUUUGGAAGGGUAAUUAAAAAUUUAUGGUUACUUCGAUUUGCGUAGUCUUUCUCAGUUAAAAUGGGCAAUCAAGAACAUAAAAUGGGUUUGCAUAAUCACCUGCUGUGAAUCAGAUUGGGAAUGUACAUGUGCAUGGUGGUCGUGUGACUGGUUUCAGGCAGACUUUCAGCUGCGAAAAUGAGAUCAAAACUUGUUUCAUGAUCUUCUUUGCACUUUUUCUUUAUGUUGUCGCUGCCGGAACAAUUCCCUUUGUUUUUGAAACUAUUUAACAGAUAAAAGUGAAGGCGGUGUCAAAAGUCAAUAAAUAGAUAAAGGAAGGCUAAACCAUUGCAUGGAAAGAGCAUCCCAAAUUUACAUUUGAUUUUGCUCAUUACUAGCUUUGGUUUGCGACCAAAACAGUGCAUGGGCGAUAUCAAGCAUAUCUAAAGUCCAUUUUCCACUAGGCGAAUUUUUCGCGCGGAAAAUGUAGCGAACAAAAAUCUUGGCAAUGUGAUUAUUCAGCGAAAAAAUUCGUGGCGAAAAAGUUUGAUCAGUUCCUACGGUUUUGCUGUUCGCGUGAACAAAUUCACAUAGUGCAUGGAAAGUGGGCUUAAUAUUGCACAGUCCGUAGUGAACCAAAGCUUUCUCACUUGUUUAAUUAAAGCAUCCUCUUUCGAGUUUCACUAAAUUUGAAUAAACACGUUAGAAUGGCGAACGUUAAAUAAUUGGAAAUCAAAUUCUAUCAAUUAUAUAGUCGUGAACUUGAGACACCGGUCUUCUUGAACAACAUGCACAUAUUUCAAAAUACUAAGCUUAAUUAAUAAGGCUUAUGUUCUACGCCCAAUUUGUAGAAAUUUGAUGAAAUGUUUUCAUUUCUCCUCAUAUAUUAAACUUAACCCACAGCCAUAUUAUUUACAUCGAUUUCAGUUAGCUAUCUCAACAAUUUCUAUCUGUUCUUAAUAUCAACUAUAUAUCUAACUAAUAUGUUUCGAAGGAGAAGGAAAAUUUUGGAAGAAUUAUACCAAGAAAAUUGUAGCUGUACUUAAUUAUAAAAAAAUGGACAAAUUUUUUUGUUCUUUAGAUGCUCUUCAUUGCUACCAAAGGUUCUAGUUAUAGAAGUGAUAUAGCAUUGGAUGAUAUUACUUUUAAAAACCAGGCUUGUUUACCAUCGAUAAGUACUACAACUAUUCCAAGUAUAACGGGUAAGUAUUCUUUUUUUAGUAUUUCUUUUGUUUUUAGUAUUUUUUUCAUUAUUUAGGGUAAGUAUAUUUCGAACUAUAUUUGUAAGAUACAUAACAACAAGAGGGAAAUUUAUCGUCGCCGCGACCAAAAAAUUGCGGGCAGAAACAGAACCCAUUGCAUUCACGUUAGUGAUUUGCAUUCAAAACAAAGCAUAGCAGAAAGUUAGCAAGAAACUGUUUUAGCUGACGAUUUUUUGCUUUUCUUCGAUCAUGAAUUCCUUGUUUUGGAAUGAUUGGUUUUUGUAAUCGAGUGAUUGGAAGAAGUAAAUAUGGCGACGUGAACAUAGGAGUAAAUACUGUAUAGUAUUACGUCAAGUUAUGGUUUGCCAAAAACCGUAAUAAAGAAAGAAAAACGUGAUAUGAGAAUGAAAUAUACGUUAAAAUUAAUUUCAUGUGCCUCAAAUUUUCCAUCCUAUGUUUCUUAAUGUAACUUCAGCAGUCUAAUUUCAAAACAGAAGCUCGCGAAAUUUGAAAAUUUUGAAAAUAUGUAAAAAUAGUUUGGCUUUCAACUGUAUUUUUUUAAAAAUAGCCCGUGGCGUCAAUUUCAAAUAUAGCUAAAUGAAAAGAAAAUUUUUUUCGGCGUUUGCAGGUAUCAAACAUAUCGUCAGGAAAAUUGGGGCUCGCAAUGUAUAGCUUUGUCUAUGUACAGCUAAGAUCCAGUUGCUUCGCAGUCAUGUGUUUUUGUCUAAUUUUUGGCAAGAAUCAAUGGCCGAAAGGUGAAUUUCCUUAUAUGAAAACCGCCUAGCUUGGGAAUAUGAUCUAGUUUCACAAUUUAGCUCUUAUUCUUGAUUACAUGACCUGCGCACAUUUUGGUUACACGUUAAAUAUUUUUGUACUUGAUGCUAUUCAAAAUUUUCUGUAUUUUCAAGCCCGGCUUCAGUGUAAUUUUGGUGAUGACUGGAAAAGAAAUGAUGAUAUUCUAAAAGCUAGUAAAACUGGGCGCGGCCUCAAGAUAAAACUUUCCAAACAUUUUCUGUAUUUCAUGAAUUUUUAUUUGAUAUCUUAGCUAUAAGCAUAAAAAUAUAGGGGCUCUUACAAUUUACAAGGUUACUAGAAAAUACAUGCAUGCAGAAACCCUCGCUUUGCUGACAAAACCGUUGUAUUUUCCGAACGUGAAGCAUUUCAAGUAGUCAUGGUAACACGAUAAUUUUUUAAGAAUAUUUUUACAAAUGAAAAAUCCCCUAAAAAUAUCACUUUUAAUUACAAAAUUAUCAAUUUCGCAAACAUUUAUAUGUGAGGUAUGUUCCCCGAGCCAAACGGAGCGCCGUUUCCGGCGUAAGUCCGGGCGAGGGUACUAAUUCCGCCCGGUUAUUUACAUCCGGGGUUCAAGUUCAUCAAUGAUCGCGGGUGUGGGUGACCAACGGUGUUGAGUGGGUGGUCAUCCUCACUGAUCUCAAAAUAUGCACCGGACUGUCAUGGAUAGCGAACUCUGUUUGGUCCAAUUUAAAAUUUGUUGUUGUACGACAAAUGACGACAGCGAAAUAACAAACAUUUCUUGCAAAUAUAUUGUAUUUUUGGAAGAUUUUGCAACUUUCAAAACCUUUUUGAGAGCAGGAAACCGUCUGAAUACGUCUAAAAGAAUGGAGCAAAGUCGCCGACGUUAAUAAAGGUAAGUUUGUUUUUAGUACUGCAGUACUCCUUGCUUUACAAUUGCUUUAAAAACUGAUACGAUCCGUUGCGUAUAGUAAAGUGAAAACAAUUUCAGUGUAUUUUUAUUAAUAUUACCAUUUUUUGGAUAUUAAAAUAUUUAAAUAAAGAGGAAGGCAAAGUUAUUUUCGUGCAACAAUUUGAAAUCAGUUUAUUUCAAUAUUCAAACUCAAUGUUUACCGAUAAAAGGGAGUUCAGUUUUAAGAACAUUUUAAAACGUUUUGCGAAGCGUUUGUGGUUGAAUUUUAGAUUAAAUUGAAGCUUAUAUUACGUAUAAUAACAUACCUAGCAUAUAUAUGUUUGGAAAAUUGAUCAUUUUGUAAUUAAAAGUGAUAUUUGGGGGAAUUUUUCAAGUUUAAAACUAUUCUUAAAAUUAUCGUGUUACCAUGACAAUACUUCAUGUUUGGAAAACAUAAUGGUUUUGUCAGCAAGACGAGGGUUUCUGCAUGCAUGUAAUUUUCUAGUAUUAUAAUAAAUAUAAGCUUCAAUUUAAGGUAAAAUUCAACCACAAACGCUUUGCAGAACGUUUUAAAGUGUUCCUUUAAUAUAGAACUAAACUGCCUUUAUCGAUAAGCUUUGAGUUUGAAAUAAAAUGAUUCCAAAUUCUCGCAUGCAAUUAACUUUGCUUAUUAUGAUAAAAAUGGUAUUUAAUAAAGAAACACUGAAAUAAUAUGCUAUCUUGUUUCAUAUUUAUACGCAGCGAUCGGCUUUUAAAGUAAUUACAGUAUAUUAAAAGCAAACAGUGCAUCAAUAUUUAAAACAAACGUACCUUCGUUAACGUCGGCGCCGUUACUCAAUUCUUUUAGCAAUUCUUUCGCCUUUAUUUUAUCAAAAAGUUUUUGAAAUUUGCAAAAUCUUGCAAAAAUGAAAUAUAUUUGCAAGAAAACAUCAAAUCAUAAAACGUUUGCUAUUUCGUUGUCGUAUUCAGUCGUUAUAAUGCAAAUUUAAAUUGGACCAAUCAGUGUUGGCGGCUAUUCAUGACAGUCCGCUAUAUUAUGAGGUCAGUGAGGAUGACGACCCACGUACAGUAAGAUACGCCCGCGAAUAUUGAUGAACUUUAGACUUCGCUAAUUUUUUCUUUUCCCCGCGGGUGUAAACAGCCUGGCGGAAUUUGUACCCUCGCACGGCGCUUCGCGCCGUUGGCUCGGAGAUAAAAUGUAUGACGUGCCUUUAUUUUCAUGUAAACAUUCAAAAUGAUUCAACAGCAAAAUAGCAACUGUUUCAGAUCGAAUGCACACGGACAGCAUACCAGGGACAAUUGCAGGGUCAUGAAAUAGCAUGUCACUAACAAAUUCCGUAUGAUUAAUUUAGAUCAUGUCCAUUUUUAACAUAAAACAGUCAGUUAUUUUGUACCAAACAUUUGCCACUUUUUAAUACACAUGCAAUUUGCGCCUUUUUGUAAACACUCGCUGCAUGUAUUCCACGCAAUUGCGUAGCCCCUUUUGCUCGCGCAUGCUCAGACAAAUUUCUUACUUGUCACACAUGACAGUUUCUGUAAGGUGCUCAAAUAUUCUGUACAUUAAAGAGGCUCAAAUUUGACUUCUAUUACAACCGCCUUUCGCUGACUUAAUACGCAUUUGAUUGGUUAAUCAGGUAGAUUAAACGCAUCUGUUUGGUUGCUGAUAGCGAUAUCGAGUUUCGAUGUAACGUCACUGCCCCCGAAUUUCCAUUAAAUUAUUGCAAGCUAGUGUAGAACCCAAAUCCGUAAUGGGGGCAAGAGUUCGAAAGGCAUAGUUUUCUAGUUGUUACUUUUGAAUGGGCAAUAAAACAUUGAUAUCAAAAAUUAUUCAGAGCAUGGUUUAUUUUCACCACAUCAUUCUCUGAAUUGACCUUGGUCCGACAAAUACUUGACAUAAUAUUUAGCUUUACCCAAUAAUUGUGUAAUAAAAUAUUGGUAAAUACCGUAAACGUGGUGUUUCCAUCAACCAAACUUGUAUAGCACUUUUGCAAUGCGAAAAUACACAUCUUAUCAACUCCGCUCUUUUCUUGUUCACAACAUGUCAUUGCUCUCCCCAGUAGGUUUGUGCUAAUCACGCCGUUCUGGAUAUCUUCCAUUAGAGAGGUUCAGAUACCCCGUUUUCGGUGUUCGUGUACGGGUAGCAUGAUUUUGUUUAGCAAUAUUUUCGUCUAUGUCUGUACCUUUACUCGUAAUUAAGGUGCACAUGCAUCUAUUGCAAGAAAACAGAAAAAAAGUUUGAUCAAAUUACAGACAUCACUAAGACAAGAUGACACUACUCGUAACCGUACACCGAAACCGGGGUAUCCUAACCUCUCGAUGACCUUUAUUUGUACUUGGCAGAUUAAUGCAUUAUGCAAUGGUAAAUAAGACCCACUUAUAUUUGUCGUUGUUUCCUUGUUCUAACCUAGGCCAAGACAAUUGCAAUUUUGAAAAUGGAUGGUGUAUAUGGCGUAAUUUUAAUAAAUUGUGGUAUCGGCAGUCAGGAGGAACAAGAUCUUAUGGAACUGGUCCUAAGGGAGAUAACAGUGGGCUUAAAGGAGGUGAGUGUACACGGAUUGAUUUGUGAAGCUGAGUUUACGCUAUGAGACUUUGUCUGUCCUGAACUUAAGCUUAAAUCGUUGUUUUGAUUGUGAAAACAAACCAUGACCAAGCCAGAGAAUAUCUUAGCCCACUGAUAUAUAUCUUCUGUCUGGAAACUGAAGUUAGCGAAAGUCAGAUUUGGGGAAAUGUGAACACUCUCUUCAAAUUUCUUAUGACGGAACUGUCUCUAAGCCGAAUUUUUAAACUUUAUUGUUGGAGUAUAAUUCGGACGACAGCCUUACAAAAUAAUCGUUUUACUAAUUACAAUGCUUUGGAGUGUAACUCCAUCUUCAGGUUUAUAAAAUGAUACGAUGAGAAAUCCAAUCAACAACAAUGAAUCUUUUUAAUCCCUUUGGUAAAAAGGUUUUAUUUCGUACCUCUUUUAAAUCCAAAAAUGAAGCUGUAAAUAAUAAAGAAUUAUGUGCUUAACUUGUAGGCGGAUUGACUUAAACACUGAAAUGUAAACAGUGUUAAGGUAUCACACUUACCUAGGUUUUGCUUUAGUUCAGCUUUAGACACAACAAGAAUCGCAGUCUUAACACGGCCUAAUACAUCGUGGAUAUAGUACGGACUCAUGUUCCUUUGUUACUGCUUAAUUGUUCCAGGGCACCAGGAACCACGGUGUGCAGCGGCUCAAGCUGCGCAAUUUGCCUUUCGUAAUCACAACCUUUUAUUGCAUUGCGGUUGGAGACUUCGUGGCGUCCAUCGUCUGCACAGCAUUACACCCAAAACGUUAGGUAAAUGGUGCCCUUGCAGCCGCUCAACUUGUGAUUCUGACAGCCCUGGUCUUUCCCCAAUUGCAAUCGUAUGUAUUGUCUUCUCUCAACCGCACAUUGUUUGUCCACGCAAUGUUGUCCACCCAAUUAUUCCUAUAACUCUGGUGCCUUUUAAUUGCUUUAAAAAUAAAAGUUUUGACAAAUUAUUAGACUAUAAUUUGAAAACAACAUAAGGUGGUAUGGAUUAUCCAAAUUUUGAUUUUAAAUAAAUCCAAUUAGUAUUAUAUAGCAACUUGGUAGCAAUCAGAUCCCCCAAGGAGUAGCUGAUCUAUGUUGUUUGCUUAGAAUUUAUCCCAUGCAAAGCUAUGAAAGAGGCAACAUUAAUAUGUCGUUCAAUUUCAUUCUUCUCAUCCUGAUAUUUAGGUAUAUAUCUGUAAGUCAAUCAUCAGAUUAUGACAAAAAAUUCUUUAGUAACAUCUGAAAUGCGUAAUGUCUUUCUUCUAGGUCACUAUAUCUACUUUGAAAGUUCGUCGCCUGUCAAAACUGGGCAACAAGGGACAGUGGAAAGUAAGAUAUUUGGGCCAACUAAGGCAACUUGUAUGUCAUUCUAUUUCUCGAUGUACGGAGAUACAAUGGGAAAGUUGACAAUUUAUAUAGAAGACAUAAGCAAGCCGCCGCAGAAUAACAGAAAAAAAGUUUGGGAGAAGAUUGGAAACCAAGGAAUAUCAUGGCAAAAUUCUAGAGUCACAAUUUACAGCAAUUCUCCUUUCAAGGUAAUGACUGAGUUUUUUUUUUUGGGGGGGGGGGGGUAGUGGAGUUGUGGUAGGAGUGGGUGUCGUGGAAAGAUAAAAUGGUGUUGAAAUUAUUCAGCAGACGAGAAUCAAGGAAGUGUUAAAAGUGAUAAAUAUUUAAAUUGAAAAGCUACACUACUGCAGAGAUCAUCCCAAAUUUAGACUUGUUUUUGCUCGGUACGUAUACUCUCGUUUAUAGAGUGAAUGCAAAGCACGAAUAAAUUCCAUUUGCGAUCUGAACAGCAGCGGGCGAAACAAUGCAUAUGAACCUUCAUUUAAUCUUCGAAAUCUGUAAUUAUCCAAAACUUAGCCAAAAUUAGCAUCCUCUUGUGAGUUUCUUUCAUUGCUUAGUUUGUACACCACAUUUAUAGAAACACAUUGAAAAUUUUCAUUUCUCACCAUACAUUAAAAAGAAGGGUAAAAUGCGUACUUCGAUUUGCGUAGUCUUGAUGGGCAAUCAAGAACUUAUGGGUUUGCAUAAUCAUCUGCAGUGAAUCAGAUUGGGAAUGUACAUGUGCAUGGUGGUCGUGUGACUGGUUUCAGGCAGACUCUCAGCUGCGAAAAUGAGAUUGAAACUUGUUUCAUGAUCCUCUUUGCCCUUUUUCUUUAUGUUUUAUUAUCUAAAUUAUUUAACAGAUAAAAGUGAAGGCAGUGUCAAACGUCAAUAAAUAGAUAAAGGAAUGCUAAACCAUGCAUGGAAAGAGCAUCCCAAAGUUACAUUGAUUUUGCUCGUUACUUUGGUGUGCGACCAAAACACGUGAACAAAUUCACAUAGUGCAUGGAAAGUGGGCUUAAUAUUGCACAUUCCGUAGUGAGCCAAAGUUUUCUCACUUGUUUAAAGCAUCCUCUUUCGAGUCUCACUAAAUCAGUUGAAUAAAUGCGUUAGAAUGGUGAACGUUAAAUAAAUAUUUGGAAAGCAAUUUCUAUAUUAAUUAUAGUCGUGAACUUGAGAGACCUUGAAAAUACUAAACUUAAUAAGGCAUAUGUUCUACGCCGAAUUGGUAGAAAUUUGAUGAAAUGUUUUCAUUUGUCCUCAUAUAUUAAACGUAACCCACAGCCAUAUUAUUUACAUCGAUUUCAGUUGGGUAACUCAACAAUUUCUAUCUGUUCUUAAUAUCAGCUAGAUAUCUAGCUAAUAUGUUUCGAAGGAGAAGAAAAUUUUAGAAGAAUUACCAUUAAAAUUAUAGCUGUAAUUAGUUAUAGAAAAUAGACAUUUUUUUUGUUCAUUAGAUGCUCUUCAUUGCUACCAAAGGUUCUAGUUAUAGAAGUGAUAUAGCAUUGGAUGAUAUUACUUUUAAAAACCAGCCGUGUUUACCAUCGAUAAGUACUACAACAAUUCCAAGUAUAACUGGUAAGUAUUCAUUUAAUUUUUAGUAUUUCUUUUUUCAUUAUUUUUUUUAUUAUUUCGGGUAAAUAUUUCGAACUAUAUUUUUGAGAUACAUGACAACAAGAGGGAAAUUUGUCGUCGCUGACCAAAAAAUCGCCAGCAGAAACAGAACCCAUUGCAUUCACGUCAGUGAUUUACAUUCAAAACAAAGCAUGGCAGAAAGUUAGCAAGAAUAUUUUUACAAAUGAAAAAUCCCCUAAAAUUAUUACUUUUAAUUAAUUACAGAAUUAUCAAUUUCCCAAACAUAUAUAUGUUAGGUAUAUUAAUAAUUAUUAUAAUAAAUAUAAGCUUCAAUUUAAGGUAAAAUUCAACCAGAAACGAUUCGCAAAACGUUUUAAAGUGUUCCUUUAAUAUAUGACUAAACUGCCUUUAUCGAUAAACUUUGAGUUUGAAGUAAAAUGAUUCCAAAUUCUCGCAUGCAAUUAACUUUGCUUAUUUUAAUAAAAAUGGUAAUUAAUAAAGAAACACUGAAAUAAUAUGCUGUCUUGUUUCAUAUUUAUACGCAACGAUCGGCUUUUAAAGUAAUUACAGUAUAUUAAAAGCAAACAAUGCAUCAAUAUUUAAAACAAACUUACCUUCUCGGCGCCUUUACUCCCUUCUUUUAGCAAUUAUUUCGUCUUUAUUUUAUCAAAAACCUUUUGAAAUUUACAAAAUCUUGCAAAAAUGAAAUAUAUUUGCACGAAAACAUCAAAUCAAGAAAUGUUUGCUAUUUCGCUGUCGUCCUGCAAUCGUUAUAAUGCAAAUCUUGAAUUGGACCAAUCAGUGUUGGCUAUUCAUGACAGUGCGCUAUAUUAUGAGAUCAGUCAGGAUGACGACCGACGCACAGUGACCCACACCCCUGAUUAUUGAUCAACUUUAGUCUUCGCUAAUGCUUUCGUUUCCCCGUGUGUAAAUAGCCCGGCGGAAUUAAUACCCGCACGGCGCUUCGCGACGUUGGCUCGGGGAUAAAAUGCAUGACGUGCCUUUAUUUUCAUGUAAACAAUCAAAAAUAUUUCAACAGUAAAGUAACAACUGUUUCAGAUCGAACGCACACGGACAGUAUACCAGGGACAAUGACAGGGUACUGAAAUGGCAUGUCACUAACAUGAUUAGUUUAGCCAUCAUGUCCAUUUUUAACAUAAAACAGUCACAACAAAUAUCAUCAUUAACACCACAAAUAUCAUAUUCACCUGAGUACACUACACCAACACAGAAAAUAUUCAUAUUACUAGAAUACAUUGGUAUCGAAGGAACUAGAUACUGUUCCUAAAUAUCACUUACUCGAACCGUCCUGACCGUGUAGCUCAGUUGGAAGAGCACUGAGCUAGUUUUCCAAAGGUCGUAGGUUCGAAUCCCACCGUGGCCGGGCAUGUUUUUCAAGCUCGCCCGGUGUGGAUAUACACUCAGAGUAACACCACAAAUAUCAUAUUCACCUGAGUACACUACACCAACACAGAAAAUAGUCACUUAUUUUGUACCAAACAUUUGCCAUUAUUUUAAUACACAUGCAAUUGCGCCUUUUUGUAAACACGCGCUGCGUGUAUUGCGUGGCCGCUUUUGCUAGCGCAUGCGCAGACAAAUUUCUCACUUGUUAUACAUGACAGUUUCUAUAAGGUGCUCAAAUAUUCUGUACAUUAAAGAGGCUCAAAUUUGACUUUUACUACAAACGCCCUUCGUCGACUUAAUACGCAUUUGAUUGGUGAACCAGGAAUAGAUUAAACGCAUUUGUUUGGCUAAUGAUAGCGGUAUAGGUAGUAGAAGACAGAACCUGAACAUCAGCAUAGUAACUUUUACAAGGCAAACUUUUAGUUGCCAGAAUAAUGCAAAGUAUGUCCACAAGGAUCUAACUUAGUUUUGAAAUGUUUUUUGACGGAACUUGAGAGUAUCAUAGUCUUAGUGUUACGUCACUGCCCCUGAAUUUCGAUUAAAAAUGUAUUAUUGCACGCUAUAGAACCCAGUCCGUAAUGGGGGCAAGAGCUUGAAAGGCAUAGUUUUAAAGUUGUUACUUUUGAAUGGCGAAUAAAAAAAUGAAAUAAAAAAUUAUUCAGAGCAUGGCUUAUGUUGUCCACAUCAUGUUUUGAAUUGACCUUGGUCCGACAAAUACUUGACAUAAUAUUGAGCUUUAUCCAAUAAUUUGUAACAUAUAUAUUAAUAAAUACCGUAAACGUGGUGUUGCCACCAACCAAACUUGUCCCGGGGCGCGGUUACUAAUUCCGCAUUAGCGAAGUCUAAAGUUCAUCAAUGAUCGCGGGCGUGGGUCACAAACCGUGGGUGGUCAUCCAGACUGAUCUAAAAAAUAUGGCUGUUUGCCAGGAGUGGGAUAAAUAAGAUUUCAAUUUUCAAAAGCAUUUAUUUGGAAAAUCACCCGUUUCACACAAUGAGCUUUGAAGCAAUUUUUGUUUGAAGAAAUGAGAAGAAUUGAUUUACUUUGGAAAAUCGUGGAAUAUUGGGCAAGUUUGCUUUGAAAUGUUUAAUGUUUAUGAAUUUUGUUGCUUUAAUUUAUUGCAUAAAAAACAUGCACUACUUUCCUUUUCAAUGAAGCUGUAUUACAGUUUGCUAAAUUGCCAUGUUUAAUUUAAGAAGAAAAGGUAAAAUGUAAAAGAGAGCAAAUUAAUUUCAAAACCGAACUGAAAUUACUGAACAAUUUGAAUUUAUUUUGUUUUAUAAAGUAAAAAUUAAACAGUUUAUCGGAAAAAGCAAUUUAUAGUUUAAUAUUAUAAAAAUGAACGUUUCAAAACAUUUUACGAACCAAUUCAGGUUAAAUUUUACAUUAAAUCAAAGCUCACAGAAUGCAGAACAACGUACCUACAGUACAUAUUUGAGAAAUUCAUUGUUAUAUUUUUAACAGCAAUAAUUUUUCAACUAUUUUUGGCGUGUUGACACAGAUUAAUAGAACUUAAUCUGUGGUAUUGACGUUGUACAAAAAAUGUAAUAAAAAUUAAAUUUAUCCAACACUGACGUAAACGCUAGCCUGCGUUCAGUGUUGAUCAAUUACUAAUACUUCAUGUUAAAUCAAUGUUUGGAAAAUACAUGCGAGGGGUUGGUGCAUGCAUGUACAGCAAUUUUCGUCCAAGCACAAACCGCAAACAUUUUCGCGCGUUUGUUUACUUUUGAAACGGGGCGUUUACCGUUGGAAACGCAAAUGUUUCACUGCUCAUUCGACAUGUUAUAGUGAAAAGCCUAAUUCAGUUAUUUUUCAUGUUUUGAUGUGCUUUCGUGUACUUUUCAGUGUUUCCAAGCUCACGAUAUUGUAAGAGCGGCCAAACUUGUUUAUAUUCAUACUUUUUGUGACUAGAACGUAUUAUCAUGGGCUGGAAAAUAUUGAAACGUGCACGGAGGCACAUCAAAACAUGACAGUUGCGCCAAAAAUAGCUUAAGGCUUUUCAAUGUGAAACGUCAUAUGAGCGGUGAAACAUUUCAGUUUCCAACGGUAAACGCCCCGUUUCAAACGUAAACAAACGCGCGAAAAUGUUUGCGGUUUGUGCUUGGACGAAAAUUGCUGUAUUUCUAGUAUAACACUAUUGCAAUGCGAAAAUACACAUCUUAUAAAGUACAUAUAAUACACACCUUUUCUUGUUUACAACAUGUCAUUGAUCUCCCCAGUAGGUUUGUGCUAAUCACGCCGUUCUGGAUAUCUUCCAUUACCUUUAUUUGUACCUGGCAGAUUAAUGCAUUAUGCAAUGGUAAAUAAGACCCACUUAUAUAUGUUGUUGUUUGCCUUGUCCUGACCUAGGUCAAGACAAUUGCGAUUUUAACAAUGGAUGGUGUAUAUGGCGUAAUGUUAAUAAAUUGUGGUAUCGGCAGUCAGGAGGAACAAAAUCUUAUAGAACUGGUCCUACGGGAGAUAACAGUGGCCUUAAAGGAGGUGAGUGUACACGGAUUGAUUUGUGAAGCUGAGUUUACGCUAUGAGACUUUGUCCUGAACUUUGAUAAGCUUAAGCUUAGAUCGUUAUUUCGAUAGUCAAAACAAACCAUGACCAAGCCAGAACAGCUUAGCCCACUGAUAGAUAUCUUCGGUCUGGAGACUGGAGUUAGCGAAAGUCAGAUUUGGGGAAAUUUGAACACACUCUCCAAUUUUUUUAUAUGAUGGAACUGUCUCUAAGCCGCAUUUUUAAACUUCAUUGUUGAAGUAAUUCGGACGACAGCCUUACAAAAUAAUCGUUUUACUAAUUACAAUGCUUUGGAGUGUAACUCCAUCUUCAGGUUUAUAAAAUGAUACGAUGAGAAAUCCAAUCAAGAACAAUGAAUUUUUUUAAAUCCCUUUGUUAAAAAGGUUUUAUUAUUUUUUGUAACUCUUUUAAAUCAGGGAAUGAAGUUGUAAUUCAAUAAAGAAUUAUUGGCUUAGUUAUAUGCUGAUGGCUUAAACACUGAAAUGUAAAGAGUGUUAAGGUCACUUACCUUGGUUAUGCUUUAGUUCAGCUUUAAAUAGGACAAGAAUCGCAGUCUUAACACGGCUUAAUACAUCGUGCAUAUAGUACGGACUCAUGUUACUUUGUCACACUGCUUGUUCCAGGGCACCCGAAACCACGUGUGCAGCUGCUCAAGCAGCGCAAUUUGCCUUUCGUAAUCACAACAUUUUGGCUGCAUUGCAGUUGGAGACUUCGUUGCAUCCAUCGUCUGCACAGCAUUGCACCCAGAAAGUUACGAUUACAAUAGGUAAAUUGUGCACUUGCAGCCGCUGAACUCGUGGUUCUGACAGCUCUGGUCUUUCUCCAAUUGCAAUCGUAUGUCUUGUCUUUUCUCAACCGCACCUAGUUUGUCCAUGCAAUGUUGUCCACCCAACGAUUAAUAUAACUCUCGUGCCUUUUAAUUGCUAUAAAAAAUUAAAGUUUUGACUAAAUAUUUGACUAUAAUUUAGGAACGACAUAAGGUGGUAUGGAUUGUUCAAAUUUUGUUUUUAAAUAAAUACAAUUAGUAUUAUAUAGCAACUCGGUAGCAAUCACAUGCCCAAGGGGUAGCUGAUCUAUUUUGUUCGCUUAGAAUUUAUCCCACAGAAAUGAAAGAGGCAACAUUACUAUGUCGUUCAAUUUCAUUCUUCUCAUACCGAUAUUUAGGUGUAUAUCUCUAAGUCAAUCAUCAGAUUAUGACCUAAGACAUCUUUAGUAACAUCUGAAAUGCGUAAUGUCUUUCCUCUAGGUCAUUAUAUCUACUUUGAAAGUUCGUCGCCUGUAAAAACUGGGGAACAAGGCAUUGUGGAAAGUAAGAUAUUUGGUCCAACUCAGGCAACAUGUAUGUCAUUCUACUUCUCGAUGUACGGAGAUACAAUGGGAAAGUUGACAGUUUAUAUAGAAGAAAUAAACAAGCUGCCGCCGCAGAAUAACAGAAAAAAAGUUUGGGAGAAGAUUGGAAACCAAGGAAUAUCAUGGCAAAAUUUUAGAAUCACAAUUUCCAGCAAUUCUUCUUUCAAGGUAAUGACUGAGCUUUGGGGGGUAGGAGUUGGUGUCGUGGAAAGAUAAAAUGGUAUCUUCUUAGUCUGUUAAAGUGUGGUAUAACCAAUCAUGAAGCCGGAUUUGCACAAAUCAUCUCCAGGGAAUAAGAUUUGGAAUGUGACUGGUCUCACACAGAAGUUAACCUGAGAAAGUGGAAUUGUAAUUCGCUCCACAAUCUUCUUUUUCCGCUUUCUUCAUGAUUUCGUUGCUGGAGUAUUCGCUACGUUUUUUGAAAUUAUUCAGCAGACAAGAAUCAAGGAAUUGUUAAAAAUGAUAAAUAUUUGAAUGAAAAUGCUACACUACUGCAGAUAUCAUCCCAGAGUUAGACUUGUUUUUGCUCGAUAUACUUUCGCUUUCAGUGUGAAUGCAAAGCACGAACAAAUUCCAUUUGCGAUCUGAACAGCAACGGGCGAAACAAUGAUAUCAACCUUAAUAUCGACAUUCAAUCGGGCGAAACAAUGAUAUCAACCAUAUUAUCUGACAUUCAAUCUUCCAAAACGUUGCCAAAAUUAGCAUCCUCUUGUGAGCUUCUUUCAUAGCUUAGUUUCUACACCACAUUUAUAGAAACAUAUUGAAAAUUUUUCUUUCCUCACCAUACAUUAAAUAGAAGAGUUGCCUCAUUAUCCACAACGAUUUAAGUAACAGGAACUACAGUACAAUAAAGUGAUUAAACUGGUUAGGCGACUUUUGUCUGGUGUCUAUAAAAUUUGAUAUUGACCUACAAUAUACUUAAGAACGACAACAAUUUUUAGAAAAGGUAUAAAAUUGCUGCAUUGGGUUAUUUUAUUUUAAAUCUUUAUUAAUUUGUUUUAGAUACUCUUCAUUGCUACCAAGGGUUCUAGUUAUCGCAGUGAUAUAGCGUUGGAUGAUAUUACCUUUAAAAUCCAGGCAUGUUGAACCAUGAUAAAUACUACAAAUAUUCCAACUACACCGGGUAAGUAUUCUUCCAAAUUUUUCCAUUACAUCACUGAGACUUUCUAAGGUAUUCAAAUGUUUUAUAAUGUGUAACUCGUGAAUUUUUAGAGCACAAUCUUUUAGUUCGAGAAUGAUGCGAAACAUUCCUAUAAAUAUUUCAGUUUUCGCGUUUCUAUACAGUUAUACAUAGAAAUACACGCAGACGUUUCAGACGUUUGGGAGAACGAGAACUAAUCUGUGGAAAAGGGGGCAGAAGGGCGAAUUUUUCACGUUAUUUCAAAUUUGACCACGUUAUUUCCACGCUAUUUUUUAUGACUUCUCAAGGCUUCCAUCAUAAUAAUUCUUGAUAUUAUGCUUAGAUUUACCCACUAUGCUGAAAAUAUAGGACUCGAUAAACAACGAAAAUAACGCUGCCUCAAAGAAGUCAUAUUCAUAGCUAUUUGAUGAACACCUCCUAUUUUUUGUGUAGAAAAAAAGAAUCGCCAAUUGCAGAACAGACGAACGCUUGAACAACAAAAAUAGUUUCUUACUAAUAAUUAUUCUUUCGCAAAUUUUUUUAAUUAUUUUGAAUAACCACAAUAAUGUCGUUUAAGUAGUAUUUGUAAGUUAGCAUUAAAAAGUUAGAUUUACGGUAUUGUAAAUUUGAGAAAAACGUCUAUUAAUAACGUUUUCUUGCAUAGUUGUUAU
Molecule: messenger RNA, 18178 nt
Organism: Paramuricea clavata
Lineage: Eukaryota; Metazoa; Cnidaria; Anthozoa; Malacalcyonacea; Plexauridae
Source: the annotation of a GenBank genome assembly